GAGCGCCAUGUGGGAAUUCAUUUAAAAUGUAUUCUCAGUGCAGGAAUGAGGCGCACGAUGAUGUUUAAUUUUUUAACAGUGCAGUGCCAACCAUUACUCUAAUUUGGUUGAUUAGGAGAGAUGGCAAAAUAUAAGAAAACGAGCAACAAUAGUGUGAAUGUGAUUGAACGAUGUCUGUGCAACUUUUAUAUCGUGUUCUUUUUGGGUUUUCUGCUUGGGUUAUGUAUGUCCAUGGUAAUGAUAACUUCUUUUGGGGCAUCUAGCAUGCUGAAAAACUACAUGCCUCCAAAAGUGCACGGAAAUGAAAAACAGGAGCAUCUCAAGGAGGAACUAAAAUUAAAAAUUGACGCAAAAUUUAUUCGAGAGGUCUCCAGUUCAAAUCUGACGCUUGCAAGGCAGUUAAAGAACACCGCACGCAGAAUCCAAGGCAUUGCAAUGGCAAAGAAAAUGCGAAUCCUCUGUUGGGUGAUGACGGCGAAGCACACGCACAAAACAAGGUCUUUGGCAAUCAAAAGAACGUGGGGACGUCAUUGCGACAAAAUUCUAUUCUUUAGUGAAUCAGAGGACACCGAAGUUCCAACGAUCCAGAUAGAAAAUGUACCGCCUAAUCGGAGCGGUCUAUGGACGAAAGUGGUCGGCGCUUACAAACACGUCUACAAUUACCACCGAGAUGAAUAUGAUUGGGUCCUGCGGGCCGAUGACGAUACAUUCGCCAUAGUUGAAAACAUGCGGGAAAUGCUUUUACCUUACAGUCCAGAUCAACCUGGAUUUUUCGGCUACAGAUUCAUUCCCCAUUCUCCGCGCGGGUACUUCAGCGGGGGCGGCGGUGUGCUUACGAGCAGAGAAGCGGUUGAAAGGGUGGUGACGAGGGCAUUUGAUGAUAAAAAUCGAGACUGCGCCAACACAUCGAAACCUAUUACAGACGACGAUGUGAAGAUUGCCCAGUGCUUGUAUGCUGUUGGGGUCGAGCCAGAUGACUCGCGAGACUUUCUGGGUCGCAGCCGAAUGCACUGCUUUGAUGAUCAGGCGCACAUAAACCCAAAUGUUGUCAAUAGAGACUGGUGGUAUUGGCAAUACCUUUGGUGGCCUGUCAAGGGGGGACUGGCAUGUUGCGGUGAAAAUGGAAUUGCGUGGCACUAUAUCUCACCGGAAAAACAGUACAUGCUGCAUUACCUUUCUUAUCAUGUGCAACCGGAGAGCGUAAUUUUCGUGGCGAAGGCGACUGUUCCCGAAGGAGGCAUUCCAAAAACAACGGAGAGAACCACUUAUGAACCAAUCGGAUAUCCAAUUGAAAUUGCUCGAUUCUUUUCUCUCCGCCAAUUCAGUAUCAUGCGCUCUCAUUUCCAAGAUAAAAAAGCGGCCGGUAUUUGCCUUCUGAUUAGCAGGUUAUGGCGCGGUGUGUCUCGCUGUUAUCACCUAGCUCAGUUAUUCUUUUUAGCAAUAGUACGUGCUGCGGACCUCUUGCCGGCAAAAAUAUUUCGCCUCCUUCAUGUUUUGCAGCAAAAGAUGAUCAAACUAGAUGCAGGAGCACUUGGUUUGAGGAAUAGAGGUUCCAAUGCCAAGACUUUGUGCGUUUUCGCUGUUGGCAUCGCAGUCGGCUUUGCAGCGUCCUCACUUUUUGUUUCCCAUCGAUUUUUGGAAGAAAAUUACUUCGUCAAAUUUGUAAAUUCUCAAAAUGAUUCUAAGGUUGAAUCAGAGAGUGUGUUUCAAAAACCAUUUAAAUCCAUAGUACAGCUACAUCGUGACAUGGAAUUGAAUCAUUCGUACACGUUAGAACUACUUCAUAAGGCUGAGGAAAUGCACGCGAGGAAGCUUGCCGAACAAAUCAGAAUUUUGUGCUGGGUGAUGACGACGGAAUCAAACCAUAAGGAAAAGGCGUUCCACGUCAAAUCCACUUGGGGCCGGCACUGCAAUCGAUUGAUUUUUAUCAGUGACGCUGAAGAUCACUCGUUGCCGGCCGUAAAACUGGACGUGGCUGCUAAUCGUGCAGCUCUUUGGGCCAAAACUGUGGGCGCAUUCCAGCAUGUUUAUGAGCAUUAUAGGGAUGAAUACGACUGGGUAAUGAAGGCCGAUGAUGACACAUACGUCUUCGUGGAGAAUCUGAGGACGAUGCUCAUUCCCUACUCGCCAAAAGAGUUGAUUUACUUUGGAUCUCGGUUUAAAAUAGGGACUCCACUAGGAUACAUGAGUGGUGGUGGAGGUUAUGCGGUUAGCAGAGACGCUGUGGAAAAGGUGGUUAAUGAAGCAUUUGAUGGCAAACAAUCAGAUUGUCCUUUAUCAAGCGAUGACGGGCCUGAAGAUAUUUUGAUUGCCAAAUGUCUUCAUUCAGUUGGUGUUAUACCUGGAGAUUCAAGAGACUCAAAUGGAAGGGGCAGAUUUUUCCCAUUUGCUGUGGACAAUCACGUGAAUCCAAACCAAGAGCCUAAGGACUGGUGGUAUUGGGACUACAUUUACUGGCCAAUAGAAGGGGGAUUGGAUUGCUGCUCCAAUCAACCGGUCUCAUUUCAUUACGUGACCCCGACGCAAAUGUAUAUGAUUGAAUUCUUAGCCUACAAAGUGAGACCAUUCAGCGUUAAUAAUUUGCAAAAAUGGGUAAAUCCAACCAUUCCCCCUACGUCACGGGCAAAUACUACGGAGAGUGGUGAUUGAAAUAGAAAAAAAUUCGAAAUUAAUUUUUCUAAUAAAAGUCUCAGAGCACCACAAGACACAAGAAUUUCAUUUU
This is a messenger RNA of Cloeon dipterum, 2722 nucleotides long. RefSeq lists its product as uncharacterized. Lineage: Eukaryota; Metazoa; Arthropoda; Insecta; Ephemeroptera; Baetidae. The record is from RefSeq and is a predicted model, not a curated record. Gene Ontology annotation, molecular function: N-acetylgalactosaminide beta-1,3-galactosyltransferase activity. Gene Ontology annotation, cellular component: membrane. The transcript is spliced from 17 exons. Bases 121 to 2649 code for a protein of 842 amino acids.